Messenger RNA from Pelodiscus sinensis (Chinese soft-shelled turtle), 5780 nucleotides. NCBI's taxonomy places the organism in Eukaryota, Metazoa, Chordata, Testudines, Trionychidae. The record is from RefSeq and is a predicted model, not a curated record.
AACACAGAUCCGAUCAUGCUGAGGGUGAUGUGCCUUCAGGAUUUCUUUGGUGAUGAUGACAUUUUUAUUGCAUGUGGACCAGAAAAGUUCCGUUACCAGGAUGAUUUCUUGCUAGAUGAAAGUGAAUGUCGGGUAGUGAAAUCUACUUCCUAUACCAAAAUAGCUUCAACAUCCCGUAGGAGCACCACCAAGAGCCCAGGUCCAUCUAGACGGAGCAAGUCUCCUGCAUCUACCAGCUCAGUUAAUGGAACCCCUGGUAGCCAGCUUUCUACUCCCCGCUCUGGGAAGUCUCCAAGUCCAUCUCCUACCAGUCCAGGAAGUCUGCGAAAACAGAGGAGCUCCCAACACAGUGGCUCCUCUACCUCAUUAGCAUCCACCAAAGUUUGCAGCUCCAUGGAUGAAAAUGAUGGACCUGGAGAAGAAGUGUUGGAGGAAGGCUUCCAGGUUCCAGCAUCAAUAGCAGAAAGAUAUAAAGUUGGAAGGACUAUAGGAGAUGGAAAUUUUGCAAUUGUAAAGGAGUGUAUAGAAAGGUCAACUGGUAGAGAAUAUGCUCUGAAAAUCAUUAAAAAAAGCAAAUGUAGAGGAAAAGAGCACAUGAUCCAGAAUGAGGUAUCUAUUUUAAGAAGAGUCAAACAUCCCAAUAUUGUUCUUCUGAUUGAGGAGAUGGACAUGCCAACUGAGUUGUAUCUCGUCAUGGAGCUUGUAAAGGGAGGAGAUCUCUUUGAUGCCAUUACCUCCACUAACAAAUACACAGAGCGGGAUGCUAGUGGAAUGCUGUACAAUCUGGCCAGUGCCAUCAAAUACCUUCAUAGCUUGAACAUUGUUCACAGGGAUAUCAAACCUGAAAAUCUACUGGUUUAUGAACACCAAGAUGGGAGCAAGUCUCUGAAACUGGGAGACUUUGGGCUGGCAACAAUAGUGGAUGGACCUCUUUACACAGUCUGUGGCACCCCUACAUAUGUAGCUCCAGAAAUCAUUGCAGAAGCUGGAUACGGCUUGAAGGUGGACAUCUGGGCAGCUGGUGUGAUUACUUACAUUCUGCUGUGUGGCUUUCCUCCGUUCCGUGGAUGUGGAGAUGACCAGGAAGUGCUGUUUGACCAGAUAUUGAUGGGCCAGGUGGAUUUCCCAUCUCCAUACUGGGAUAAUGUUUCGGAUUCUGCAAAGGAACUUAUCACCAUGAUGCUUCAGGUAGAUGUAGAUCAGCGAUUCUCAGCCUUGCAAGUUCUUGAACAUCCGUGGGUUAAUGAUGAUGGCCUUCCAGAGAACGAGCAUCAGCUUUCAGUAGCUGGGAAGAUAAAGAAGCAUUUCAACACAGGGCCUAAACCCAACAGCACAGCAGCUGGAGUUUCUGUCAUUACACUGGACCACGGGUUUACCAUCAAGAGAUCAGGGUCUUUGGACUACUACCAACAACCAGGAAUGUAUUGGAUAAGACCACCGCUCUUGAUAAGGAGAGGCAGGUUUUCCGACGAAGACGCAACCAGGAUGUGAGGGGAUGUUUUAAGGCUCAGCAAGCUCCACCGGAACUCAACUCUGAAUCGGAAGACUAUUCACCGAGUUCAUCCGAGACUGUUCGCUCACCUAACUCACCCUUUUAAUAAAACACUUUUGCUCAAAGUCUUGGCUUAACCCUUUGAGAUUCUGAAAAUCCUCCCAACAUGUGUGAAAUGAUUACAUCUGAUCUAUCUAGUACUAAUGUUUGAAUCAUGGAACAGAAAAGGGUGUUUACAGUAUCUUUGUAGUAAUAAUUUCCUAACUGACUGAAAUGAUACUUGUGCUCUGUCUAGAUUGUGACUUGCUGCUAUGAUCCUCAAAGGGUUAAGACUAUUUUGCAUUUUUUUAAAGAUAAGAGCAAUGAAUGUUUUCCUCAGUCAUGCUAGGACCUGCAGUUUGUAAUUUUAGCACAUGUUAACCCUCUGAGUGCAUAAUAAUCUUAAUCUUGAUGGCCCACCCUGGGGCUUUGACUUCCCUGCACAUUCCUUCUCCCCCCCCCCCCUCCCCCCCCCCCCCCAAUCUCCUUAGUCCUUUUCCCAGCAUUCUGACCAAAACCAUAUCCAAAUCCUACUCCAUUUGAGGAGUUGCGAAUAGGGGCUCUUUAAAAUUUUGUUUUAGUGCAACGUAUUCUAUAUUUCUAUGAUAUUCUACCACAGAGUGCUGAUCUUUACUAGUGGGUACCAUACAAGUUAAUGGGAAAUGGGUGAUAGGACUGCCUCAUAACACUCUACAUUAGGUGAUGUGAUGAUACCAUCAAAAUUGUUGCUUCCACAUCAUUGGCUGCUAGUGGCUGUUGUGUAGUAGUGAUAGAGUCUUGAGAAAUGGGUAAAGGGCGCAUUCUAUCAUGCUUUGGUAUGUAAAGAUCUAGUUCUAAUACUUUCUCCUGCUACACACACAUGUACAGAUGAGGGAAAGCAAUUAGUUUAUCUAUAGCACUGGGAUUUUGAAGAGGAAAUGCUCUCAACAUAAUCAUGUUUUUUCAUAGAUACACUGAUUACAAUGAGGAGAGAGACUUUUGAAAAAGGGGAAAAUCCAACAUUAAAGGAAGGAGAAUUACCCUUACAAUAGCUACAGUAUUUAUAAGUUGGAGGAAAUACCUGUCAUGUUCAUAUUUAAGAAAAGCCAUUGGGUGAAAUCCUGCUGUCCUCGUUCACAUCAAUGAGAAUCUUAUCUUAGAGUGGGAAAAACUAAAAACUUCAUCUAGCAUAUUUGUGCUAGUAUCUACAGAGGGGGUGUGUAUGACAGAGAAAUACAUGUAAAAGGGUGUUAAACCUCAAGUCCAUACAUUAGAAUUUAAUUUCAUCCUUGUACAAAGAAAGUCUAAUUUCACAGAGAAGUUCUACAUCACAAACUUUGUUUCAGAUAGGAUAAUUUGCGUGAAAACAGCCCCACGUUCACACAAAAGUGGCCCCAGUUGAGUGAAAAAUGACACAUUUCCAAAAUUAUGAAUACAUAUAAGACCUGUGCAGAAAAAUAUGAACUUUGAUAUUUCACAUGUUGUCUCUAUGCUUUGGGUCUGUGUUCACAGGAAUACUGAUGAACACAAAGGUAAUUCUGAAGUGGAGGGCAUGUAGGAUUCAUCCAACUAUUGAUUUGUGUUCCUUAAUUACCAAUCAUUAGAGUAGCCAGGUGCCAUUUAUUUUUGCAGUCUCAAAAGAUUCACUGAUGGGCAUAUGUGUAAAUAAUUUAGGUCAAUCCUUUUCUCUUCUUUAUGAUGUGCCCACUUGUGUAUGUUUUUAUAUAUUAAACAUUUAACACAUUUUGAACAAGGGAACCUCACUUCAUUGGCUUUCGUUCAAGUGAAACCAACCUUUGAUUAGAGUUAUUUGGUUUGAAUCUAUUCAUUUGAUUUCCUGGGAGGAUCCACGAUGUCUCUGCAUAGUCCCAUUGACUUUAGUGGGAUGCUGCACACGAUGUGUCUCAGUCAGAUUACAGGAUUGACGUAUUUAUAGGUAACAAAAGAAUCAUUAACAGAGGAACAUUGGUUAAAGUAUAAAUGUAAUUGCCCCCAGCAGAGAAAUUUAAGCAGGAUUCUGUAGAACUCCAUAGGGAUAAUGGGAAGGAGGAAUGAGUAGCCAUAGCACAAAUAAACUUCAGAGGUGGGAAAGUGCUUCUUGGCAAUUGUGCUUCCCUUGUCAAGGUCAUGGGUCGAGGGGAAAGGAUGAAAGAGCCUAUCUAGUGGCAGAUAAUCGGACCCCACACAACCACCUCUAAAGAGUCACUGCACAAAGAGGCUUCAUUGUAGAUAUGGAACCAUAUAUAUCCAGGUGUCACCUCCCUGAAAAGCAAUACCAGAGUAAUUGCAUUACAUAUGGAUCCUCCACUCUGGCAGAAUAAUAGAUAGGAUUUGGGCAAUACUAAGUGUGCACUUUUACACGGGCCUAGACCCUGAGCUGGUAAAACUCAGUGUAACUCCAUUGAAGUCAAUGCUCGUUUACAGCAGAUGAUUUUUUUUUAAUAUAACCCCUCACAUUAUAAUGCUGCCUUCCCUUUAGAACAAAUGCAACUUGAUACAAAAAUAAAGUUAUGCAUAUGGCAAUCAAAAGUGCUAAUUAAUAACAUGUUUGUUGACUAUCAGCAAAAAGUUGGCAGUUUCAAAGGAACAAGAUCAAUGAUCAUUUUCCUGAAUCAAGUAGAGAAGCUGGAAAAAAGAAACUAUAAAGCAAACGCUUCAUCUGAUGUAUGCGUAGUGUCAUUCGAAAUUCAUUUGCAAUCUUCCUGUCUCCUUUGCUUUUGUUUUAAGCUCCAGGGCUAUCAAUAAAAUAAGAUGUUUGGCUCUAUCAUAUACCGUAUUGCACCACUUAAAACUUAUAUAAAAAUAAUCCCAGCCCCUGAAAUCUCCAGUCAUUCUCCAGCCCCUUGCAAAUUUCUGAUUUUUGGCUCACGUUUUACUGACAAAGGCUAGAACAUUUUACAGGUGUAUUAUUUAUCCCCCUUAGAGAAUGUGCACAAAAUUGUCAAAUGGCACAUUUUCAUGGUUUCAAGAAAAUCUAUCUGAAUAUUCUAACCGUUUUAAAAGAGAAGGCCAUCCACACUGGAUUAGAAAAUUAAGGUUUCAUAUAAUGAAUGGUCAAUGCUUGUUUGCCAAAGAAACACAAGGUCAAGUUUUGCUUCUGUUUACACCUUUGUAACUCCCGUAGGAUAAUGGGUGUAACUGAAGACAGAAUAUGUGAUCCUGAGAAUAUCUAAACUUUAAUCAAGGAAACUUCACAGAUUGGGAAUUACAGUUUCUUAUAUGAAUACACUUAAAAAUCUAAUAUGAGAGUAUAUAGCAUAGUAGUCAUUUUGCUGUAAACCAUGCCAAACUCACUUUACACAUUUUAUUGGUGCUAAACAUUAAAACAAAAAAGAAAAUAUGCAUUGCAUUUACAUUGUGUAAAUGCAACAUUCCAUUAUUUUUAUGCAUAUUGCAAAUUGACUAUCUCUUCUAGUGAGUUUACCUGCAGUAAACUAACUUUCUGAUAAAUGUAAUACUCAUAUGUGGUGAUACCGUUCCCAUCUUUGUGCACCUUGAAUAUUGUGGUGAAUAAAUUUAGAAUGUGAUUUAUCAGGUGAAAAUGGAAAUCAGCAUUACAUAUAAUCUUACUAGCAUUUAUCUGUAAAAAGAACCAGGAUAUUAUAGAUGUACUCAGAGGGUUAACAGAAAAGCACAAGGCAUGCUGACUACAUUGAUGUAUCCAAACUGCUUUGCUUUUUUAGCCAGUGUUUGCUAAUUUUUCAGAAAAUUCUUGGAAAAUUUAAGGUUUAAAAUAAUUUAAGUGUUGUUGUUCAAGAAUUUCUAUAACCAAAUUAAUCUUAUUUUUAGUUUAACUUCUCACAGGAAUCAUAGGUAUCAUUAAUGCCGUGUAAGUCUGUUAGUUAUAAAUUCCACUAAUUCCACAAGUGAUUUCAGAUUUUUUGUUAAGUACUUAAUAUAGAGCCUACAAUGGUGGCAUAGGUGACUGAGACCGUCUUUCUUUGUAAUUUCAAGAGAGUCCUAAGAACCAGCUUUUCAGUUUGGUAGUGUACUAGUGAGGGAAAAGCAAUCUCAUUACAUGCAUUGUGUAAAUCUUUGUAGAUGAGAACUGUUCAUAUGAAUGAACACACGUUUUUUUUCUUGACAUUGUAGCAGAAACUGUUUACUUGUUAAUGAUCAACCAAUACAUUAAUUUGCUUCAGACUGUUACAGGGAAAAGUGAGAUUCUAGUAAUUGAAAAUGUUAUUGCUUUACAGUAUCCCUCAUCUAAUUUAAAUGUGGUGCAUACUACAAUAAGCAAAGCCAAACCUGUGAAUAAACUACUUAAAAA